GAAAAUAAAAUGGAUCAACAGCAGCAAAUAUCAAAAAAAAAUCCAAUACCUACUAUUUCUAAUCCCAUGGUAACUGAAAUUACUGAAGCAAAUACUUGUAAAGGAGAAGACACUCUAGUCAAUUGUGACAGUGCAUCCUUAACAACUCAAUCGGGAAUGUCUUAUGCUAGUGCCUUCAGAAGCACUGGUGCUGUACCAAAAACAGUCCAGCCAAGACUCAAUAAAACCAAAGCCAAAGAAUCAUUUUGUACAGAACAGUUCCAAAGAAUAGUGGCCUAUCACAAUCAAGGGAGCAGGGUACUUGUUCUAAUGAGAGGAGUGCCUGGUAGUGGUAAAACCUACUUAGCUAAGAAGAUUGUAGCGGCAACUAUAGGUACUUCUUUAGUCGAUUACAAAACUCACAUUUGCAGUACUGAUGACUAUUUUAUGUCAAGGGGCGUUUAUAUCUAUGAAAGGCAGAGACUUUCUGAAGCUCAUGAUUGGAAUCAGCGUCGCGUUAGAAGUGCUUUACACCAAGGUUUGAGUCCAGUCAUCGUAGAUAACACAAAUGUUGAAACUUGGGAAAUGGAGCCGUACCUUAGGGAUGGAGUCAGUAAUGGUUAUUUAAUAGAAGUUAUGGAACCGAACACACCUUGGGCGAAAAAAUAUAACCAGCUAAUCACGAGGAACAGUCAUAAUGUGCCUCCGAAUACGAUACGGAAGAUGCUGAAUAACUUCCAAGAUGGGUUAACUGGUGAAUUUUUGAUUAAACAAUAUGGUUUGUCAUAUCCGGCUGAUAUGGUUCCACCAGUGAUGAGAACUGUACCUGCCUACUACCCUCCGCAUACUGAAGCUUUAGUACAUGAUUUAGAGACCACUGCAGCAAAUUUGCCUCAUUCACAAGCUAUUCGUCAAACGAAAUGUAUAGUAGACCCAUCACCAACUUUUCGUACCGAUCAAACAACAGUCCCAGAAAUUGUUUUUGUCAGACACAUUCAAGAUGCAGCGAAUUGUGUUGUAGCAGAUGAAACUAAUCAAGAAACAAUUAAUGAAGAAGAAGCAAAACAAAAAACAUAUUUAGAAAUUCAAAAACAACUCGAAGAAUUUGAAAAAGUAGAGCAAGAUUGGGAAAACGGAGAAGCUUGGGAUGAAACAAAAGAUACUUCGCGGAGUAGAGAAAGUGCAACACAGUUAAAUCCUAAACCUUCUAGAAUUUACCACGAUUCAGAAGGAUCUACACCAAGAGAUCAUUUGUUGGAAACGGCAGUUCGAAGCUGCGAGGACUGGCGACAAAUUUCUAUGUACAUGCCGCCGUGGAAUAACGACAGUUUGUCACCAGAAAGCCAAAUUCCAGACGUGGUUGUUGAAAGACAAUCGACUGGUACUUCGGUAGAAAUUGGAGACGGUGAUUUACAAAACACAUCAAAAAUUUUUAAAAUCAUCGCAGCUAUACCUAGAGAUAUUAAUUUAUUUUACAUUUCUCCAAAUAAAGAGAAAAUACCUGAUAAACGUACUCUUGAUAAGAGUACCAUGACUAAUGAUGACAUGAUGGAAAUGAACCAAAAUGAAGAAAAGCACUUCAAAGAUUUUAGGAAGCUAUUCAAAAAUAUACCUAAGGCUGCAUUGCGAGAUAUUUUCGAUAAAUGUUGUGGUGACGUUAAUUGGGCUGUUGAUAUAGUUUUAGGUGGAAUGGCCGACAAUCAAUUACAAAUAAUGAAUAACGACGCUACAGAGAUGUCUGAUGAUGAAGAACAAUGUUUGUCUUUCGUAGCUUCUUCCAAUGCACCAAACGUUGACGAUUCUGCAUUUGCGAUUAACAAUAUAGAACGAACAAAUUUAGAAGUACCACGAAAUUGUGUUAUUGUGCCGACAAAGAAAAUGAAAGUGACUCCUUCAGAGUCGUCAGCGGCAGCAGCAGCUGAGUUGAAGCGACAGAUAGAAAUGAAUGUUGUCAUAUCAGAUGAACAUUACUCCGAACAUUUACAGAAAAUUCGUAAAUUUAGACGUGGUGAGUUUCAACUCGAUAAUCAAGUGGAACGAAACAUUCCUCAUCAAACAAAUAUGCCUAGUGAAACCGCUUCAACUAUCGCAUUUGAUGCUCAAAAUAUUCACCAGAAUACCUCCAAAACUGAAGUUGCUUGUUAUAGAAGUGACGAUGAUGUGUCUAGCUGCAGUAGUGGUGACGAACUGGAAAAGACAGUAAACAUCAAUCUUGGAUCCGAAUUCAUUUUACAACUGGACAACCUAUUCGGUCGGACUGGGAUGACGUAUCCUGAAAGAGUAGAACCAAAGAUUAACAUACCCAUGUCUUUACUUAUAGAAAUUAAUGCUUUUUGGAUGGAAUCCUUAAUGCAUCAGUUAGACGAUCAUAAUGAACAAGACGCAAAAAUGAUACAAGAAGAUGAAGAAUUUGCGAGAUUAGUACUCCUGUUACAUGUUCGUAAACGUAUUCGUGUACAAAUAACAUUAAACUGUUUUAGGCAAUUUGCUAAGAAAGAAGCAGAGUUAGCUGAACUGGGAAAAGAACCGGAAGUACCGGAUUUUAAAGAGAUUAUGGACAUGGACUUUGCCCUUUCAUUAUAUCAUAAAGAUGUAGCAGAAUGGAAAAACAAAGAACCCAAUGACUUAGCAGCUAAAUUGUCUCGGGACAAGCUUUAUAAUUUAUUUCCUGAAAUGUCCCAGGAUAUAUUGUCUGAAUUGCUAAUGGCUCACGAUAAUAAUUUCAAAACUACCGUUGAGGUCCUGCUUAUGUCAACUGGAAAAGCAGAUAUUCUUGAAACCAAAAAUGGUCUGAACAAAUUCGUGAUGCAAAAAGAAAUGGAGCGCCAAGAGAAACUGCUAGAAGUAGAAAAGAAGUCUCUAUCGGAGGUAGAAUGGCCGUUUCUACCACGCGGAGAAAAAGUGGCUAUGGCUACAGUAGACGAAUAUCGUGAGCAAGCUUCAAGACAUUUGAGUAGUAGAAACCUAAAUUACCAAAAAGCACAGGGUUAUGUACGCCGCGGCAUGACUCAAGUUGCAAACUAUUUCAACGAUGUUGCCAACUAUCACAAACAGAAGUUCGAACACGCCAAUAGUAUGGCCGCAGCUACCCUCAUACAAGUUCAUGCCGAAAAUUGUCAAGAUAACGCUAAUAUAGAUUUGCACUAUUUCCGCGUGUCUGAGGCCAAGGAAUCCCUUGAUUUAUUCCUUGACUCCCAUAUCCAUAAACUCAGGGAAUCUAACAACAAAGGCCCCCGAUUUCACACCUUGUACAUUAUUACUGGACGAGGGCUGCAUAGCAGUGGAGGUCCUAGAGUGAAACCGGCUGUGAAAAAAAGACUUCGAGAACGAGGCCUUACAGUCAGCGAAAGGAACCCCGGUCUGUUGACUACUCGAGUUAGCGCUGAGGACAAGCUAUCUUUUCAAGUUCACGUUCCAUAGCGCCAAGCUUACACUUACUAUUUGAUUACGGCUAAUGCUAACAAUGAACCGUACAC
This is a messenger RNA of Hyposmocoma kahamanoa, 3455 nucleotides long. RefSeq lists its product as uncharacterized. The record is from RefSeq and is a predicted model, not a curated record. The coding region runs from base 10 to 3399 and encodes 1129 amino acids. Gene Ontology annotation, molecular function: ubiquitin binding. Lineage: Eukaryota; Metazoa; Arthropoda; Insecta; Lepidoptera; Cosmopterigidae. The transcript is spliced from 7 exons.